Dermatophagoides pteronyssinus (European house dust mite) is the source of this 1108-nucleotide messenger RNA. RefSeq names its product trypsin-2-like. NCBI's taxonomy places the organism in Eukaryota, Metazoa, Arthropoda, Arachnida, Sarcoptiformes, Pyroglyphidae. The record is from RefSeq and is a predicted model, not a curated record. Gene Ontology annotation, biological process: proteolysis. Gene Ontology annotation, molecular function: serine-type endopeptidase activity.
GAUGAUCAUGAAAGAAUCAUUUUUCUAAGUGUAUUUCAAAAAAAACAACAAUUUUGUGUCCAAUCAAGAAUCAAGAAAAAAAAAUGAAGACAAUUUUGUUAUUUGUUAUUGCAACCAUAAUCAUUGGUUAUCAAUCGAUUGAUUGUUAUAAUUUUGAUUAUAGUAAUUUUUUACCAUUCCCAAUGGCAAAAGAUGUUGUUGCUAAUGCUGAUGCUGUAACAACUCCACCGGCUCCUUGUGGUAUUAGUCCAAUUCCAUUGGAUUCUGAAAUGAAUGAAACGAUGACAGCUAAAUUAGGUCAAGUUGUAUGGCAUGUAGCUGUUGAAUCAAAAGGAUUGAUUGGUGGUAUUUGGAAACUUUCCUGUGGUGGUGUUGUAAUAAGUCCAAUGGCAGUAUUAACCGCAGCUUCCUGUGUUGAUGGUCAAUUUUCCGGAAUGAAUCGAGCUGAAGCUGGUAUUAUCGAUCUACCGAAAGGUGGUUUUUUCAAAUAUCCCGGUGAAUCAAAACCUACACAAGCUUUUAUUGAAUCAGUAAAAGUUCAUCCAAAUUUCAAUAAAAAAACAAUGGAAAAUAAUCUAGCUGUUUUACGUUUAGCAAUGCCAUUUGAUUUUGCUAAAACUGAUGGAAAUAUUUCGAAUAUUUGUAUGCCAAAUGCACCAGUAAAUCAUGUUGAAGAUGAUGAAAAUUUAUACAUUUCUGGUUGGGGUGCUGGUAUUGUUGGUACAACUUUACGUAAAAAACUUCAAAUUCGACCAACACAAAUUGUUGAUUGUCCAACUGGUCAAACAUAUAAUAAAAAUGAAUUCUGUGUUACACAAGAAAUCGAAACAUUUGAUAUUGAACAAUUAUCAGAAUCAAUGCCCGAACAAUGUGAAGGUGAUAUGGGUGGUCCAAUAUUUACCGGUAAUACAGAUUCAAAAGGUUCCCGUUUAUUAGGUAUUGCUUCGCGUGGUACAAAUUGUACAGCAGAUAAUCCAAUGAUAUUUACCGAUGUAUUUCCUUAUUUACAAUGGAUUCAUGAUUCAUCUAAACCAUAUUAUUAAUUAAUCAGAUUGUUUUUAAUUAUUUUAAAUAAUAAUAAUAAUUCUCAUUGCAUUUUGUUUGUUUU